Molecule: messenger RNA, 1674 nt
Organism: Rubroshorea leprosula
Lineage: Eukaryota; Viridiplantae; Streptophyta; Magnoliopsida; Malvales; Dipterocarpaceae
Source: the annotation of a GenBank genome assembly
CCGGAAGCUGGAAAGAAACCCACUCUUUAUUUUCUCUCUCCCCAGACAUCACUUCUCUCUCACUCUACCCAUAUAAUCUAUCUAUUUAUCUAUGCGUUUAUUUUUCAUUCUAUAUGUUCAUUCAGAGAUCUCAUCAUUUCUCUUCCUCCCUCAUUUCACCUGCGAUUAUCACUGAAAAAUAAAGGAACAGAGGAAGGGGAGGGGAUCGGUUAGAGGAGAAAUGGGUUCGGUUCGAGCAGAACUGAGCUUAGAAUUUAGACCCACUUUUGUACCCAAAACGAUCACUGAGUUUCUGGGGGAGGUUUCGAUGAUCGGGAACGUUUCCGAGAAGAUUUCGAAACUCGACGGUUUUGUCAAGCUAUUAGAGGAGGAAAUGAGGAAGAUUGAUGCCUUUAAGCGCGAGCUUCCUUAUUGCAUGCUUCUCUUGAAUGAUGCAAUCCUGGUUUUGAAGGAGGAAUCAAUACAAUGUGCGGCUAAAAAUGUUCAACCGGUUCUGGAAGAAUUCAUUCCAUUGAAGAAGAGGGAGGAUGGUGAUGAAGAAGGUUCAUCAAUCACCACCAGAAAUGAAAAAGACGCUACUAUUUUUAAUAAUAAAGACAAGAAAAAUUGGAUGAGUUCUGUUCAGCUGUGGAAUAGUGAUGAUGAUUUUCGCUCCACUAAUCAGAAACCAGAAACUAAGAAGAAUGAGGAAGAUCCGUUCCAACUCCGAGGUUGUGAGGACAGGGGAGGUAUCAGGUCGUUUACGCCAUUUAAGGCAUAUUCUGUAUUUGCAUCCAGGAAGGAGGAGAAAAAGGAGGUGUCAGUUCCUGGUCUAACGCUCUUGACUCCUGGAAUCAAGAAUCUGAGGGAGGAAUCAGGUUCCUCAGCCUCAAGAGCUAGUUCCAGCAAAGCAGUUUCCUCUUCUGUCCUUGAUUCUCAGUCAAGUUUCCCGUCUGGGCCACAGCCACCUCAGCAGCAGACUGCUAGGAAACAGAGGAGAUGUUGGUCACCGGAGUUGCAUCGACGGUUUGUCAAUGCCUUGCAGCAGCUUGGAGGCUCCCAAGUGGCUACUCCAAAGCAGAUAAGAGAACUUAUGCAAGUAGAUGGCUUGACCAAUGAUGAAGUGAAGAGUCAUCUUCAGAAAUACAGACUUCAUACACGAAGAAUCCCGUCCACAACAACCACGACCACCUCUGUUCUAGGGGGUAGUUUGUGGAUUUCUCAGGAGCAAUAUGGUGAGUCCUCAAAGGGGAAUGCUUCCCAGUUUGGUUCACCUGAAGGUCCCCUCCAGUUGGCUGCAAACACUGGAGGCGACAGCAUGGAAGAUGAAGAUGCAAAAUCUGAGGGCUAUAGCUGGAAAAGCCAUGUUCACAAACCCGGAAAAAUUGCUGUAUAGAGAGUUUAUCCACCACGAAUUUUUUGCAGAUAUAAAAGUAUACAUGGGAGGGAGAUUACUGCUAUAAGAAUUAUAACUAUAUAGGAGCAAUACAUAAAGGAGAAGGGCCAUGGAAUGAGAUGCAAGAGAUGCUAUGAAAUUUUGCAGGAUUAGCUCUCCUUCUAUCUUGAUUUCAGUUUUGUUUUCUGCCAUAUCAAGUACCAGAGUUGAGUUGAGAUUAUCAUCCAUGUUUUCAUGGAAGAAACACAAGUAUUUUUCCUGCAUCAUAAAGAUCUUAGCUCCUCCCUUGCUCAAUUACU